Molecule: messenger RNA, 2194 nt
Organism: Olea europaea var. sylvestris
Lineage: Eukaryota; Viridiplantae; Streptophyta; Magnoliopsida; Lamiales; Oleaceae
Product: homeobox-DDT domain protein RLT1-like
Exons: 8
Coding region: 340-1887 (515 amino acids)
Molecular function (GO): DNA binding
Source: RefSeq, a predicted model, not a curated record
AGGAAAGAAAAUUGUAUAACUGCAAUUUCCAGCCAUGAAUUCAGAAAUCCAAAAAAUAAAAUAAUAUAAAUAAUAACAAAUGAGGAAGAAAGAACAUUUGAUUCUCCUUCUCCCAACUUUUUUCCCCACAAGAAAACAAUAAAUCAUCUUUUCACUUGUACCCAGUCUUCUACUCGGACUAAAAUUCUCCCGUAACCCAUAAAACUUCUUUUUUCCUUUCUUUAUCCAUGUUGUUUAUUGAAUUCCUCGUUUAAUGAAAUGUUGAUGGAUCAAUAGAGAAGCAACGAGUAAAAAGGGGAGAAGUAAAUUAAUUUCGGGAAAAAAUCAAACAAAAUACUCAUGGAAGAAGAAACAUGUGAGGUGCGUUCAGAAGACGAUAAUGCUCUUGCUGAGAAAAGCAAGAAAAGGACAGUGAAAACACGUGCUCAAGUUGAUGCUUUGGAAAAAUUUUAUGAUGAACACAAAUAUCCUACAGAGUCGAUGAAAUCGCAACUUGCAGAGUCAUUAGGACUGUCAGAAAAGCAAAUUUCUGGAUGGUUUUGCCACAGAAGGUUGAAGGACAAGAGAUUAUUAAAUGAGGAACCAUCUGCAAUGGGGAGACAAGAUCGUUCAAGUGGGAUUAUACAGGAUGGUGGCAGUGGAUUUAAGCAAGACUCCUUAGGUAGCACAAAACUGGGAGAAGAUAGAAAUUUUGACACCAAGGAAGUUGAAAGUGAAAGGUUAGCUGGCCAAGAAUUUUCUGCUGCUGACCUCACGUAUGAGCCUGUUAAUCACUAUACCAGUAACUAUAAUCGUAUUAAUGAUCCAUCGUCAGGAGGUAGUUCAUCAUUACGGAAUAUGUCUUCCCAUCAUAAUGGUGACUUUUUUGAUGUGGCAAGCUCGAAAUACCUAACACCAAAGUUUCCUAUGGAUUCAAAGGAUGUUAAAGUUAGGCAUGGCCCAUCAGGUUAUCUAAAAGUGAAAGGUCAGGCUGAAAAUGCUGCUAUUAUUGCUGUAAAAAAGCAGCUGGGAAGUCAUUACCGGGUAGAUGGUCCGCCACUUGGUAUUGAAUUUGAUCCACUUCCCCCUGGUGCGUUUGAGUCUUCAGAGCAGGAACCAGAUAAUGAACCUUAUUGUGCUGGAGAACGUGUUCUGCAGUCCAUUCCUGGCGUUUCAAAAAUCCAGAAGUAUCCUAAUUUCAGCGAGGGAUAUAAAUACAAUUACACCGGCUCUCAUGACGCUGGCAUGGAUGGAACAAAUUUUAGAAUGACGCGCGAAUCUGAAAUUUCCGGAAGUUACCUCCAGCAGAAGUUGAAGAUGAAGACUAGUACGUUGGAUCUUGGGAUUAAUUCGCCAGUGCAUUUUCCCGAAGCUUCUAGAAAAUAUAUGCCAGACUAUGAAAGUAGGGACAGUUAUCAAAAGAGGCCUCGACAUAGUAUUGAAGGGAUGAGAGUGGAAUCUGUUUCUAGCCCUCCUCUUCUGCAAACCAAUGGUGGGAAAGUGAGAGGGGAAUGGACUGAGCCCUUGUUCAGUAAGUAUAAUGAAGUAGGCCCAAAUGUUUCCCGUGGAGGGAACAUUGAAUACACACCAUCAAAUUUUACCAUCAAGGGAAACGAAUAUCCCAGUUCUGAAGACAAAGGAAUGCCAAGAAGAACGAUAAAGGAUGCCAAGGUUUACAGGGAGAGAAUAACGAAUGAAAUUUCUGAGCUGGAUGGAGUUGUUCCCCCGAAGAAUGGAAUGAGUAAUUCAAAAAGAGUUAGAGAUGGAUUUUCUCAGCAACUGAAUAGGAAGAAACUGUCCGUGAUAGAUACCCAUCCAUGCCCGUAUCAACUCCCAAGGUCUGUGGCUGAGAUUCCGUCUAGUUUUAGUGAAGACGAUGGAGGUGCAGAAAUGAGUUCUAUGGAUUGACAACUGGCAAUUGGUAGGAGAAAAUACAGGACAGGGUCCUAAGGCUGUGGUUGUUGAGUACUCAGCUUCAAUGUGUCAAUUGAAAGGUGCUGCAACUUUGUACAGUGUAAAUUUAUUUGCAUUAUAACCUUAGGAAGGUAGUUGUAAUUAUCGAUAAAGACUAUUAGAGGCCCUUUUGGCAGGCUUCAGCUUUUGUUUCAGCUUCUGGAUAGCUUUCUGGGGAAGUUACCUUCUAUAAAUGCUCUUUUAGAUAGACAACACUAUCAGAAAAUUAAUCAAACAUGUCCAAAAGCAAAAUUUUAAUCUC